Hansenula anomala is the source of this 1098-nucleotide messenger RNA. RefSeq lists its product as uncharacterized. The transcript has a single exon. Lineage: Eukaryota; Fungi; Ascomycota; Saccharomycetes; Phaffomycetales; Wickerhamomycetaceae. Bases 1 to 1098 code for a protein of 365 amino acids. The record is from RefSeq and is a predicted model, not a curated record.
AUGAAUAUAGAUAAAGAGUUAUUAUCACUAUUGACACAAUACCAAUCAAUUGAAUCAUAUAAACAAGUUUCACUAGAAUACACCUCACAAGAUACAUCCCAAAUCAUCAAUGACUUCAUCCAUCUCCAACACCCUUCAUUAACUUCAAUCAACUUUCUAAACAAAACAUCAUCAUCACCACCAUCAUUCCCCCUACAAAUAUCACCAAAAUUUCCUCAAUUAUCCACAAGGAAAACAUAUGAAGUCCUCCAAUUCUCCAACUACAUCCUAUCUUUACACGAAUCAACACCUUUCGAAUUCAUCGUGGACGUCGGUGCAGGGAAAUCAUACCUUGGUCAAUCAUUAUCAUCCCAUUUCAAAAUCAUCUCCAUCGAGAAAGAUGUCUCCAAGGUUAAAACCUUCAACAGAUUCAUAAGACAGAGUCCUCAGAUCCAUCAAACUACUGAAUUGAGAUUCGGUGAGGAUACUAUACACUUUAUCAAUUCUCAGAAGGCACGCAAUGGAGAACUUCCCAGGGCGUUGAUUGUGGGAUUGGAUACCUGUGGAGAUUUGCCCAAUGUGAUCAUGGAUGGUGUUGUCGAGGGGGUUAAAGGGCUGGAUGUCAUUGGGUGUUGUGUUGUGAGUUGUUGUUUCCAUAAAGUGUCGAGAUUCGUUUCUGAUGAGUUGAAGGGUGAUGGUGUCAGGUUUGAUGUUUUAGGGUAUGGUCAGGAUUUAAGGUUUUUGUCAAAUGAUGAGAUUGUUUUAAGUUUUAAAAAGGAGUUUUAUAAAGAGGUGUUGAAAUUGGAGUUAGAUGAUGUUGAGUUGACAGGUUUGAAGAAUAAGGAUUUUGAGAAUUGGGAAUCGUUCAUUUCUAGAGUUGGUGAGGUUUAUGGAUUUGAACAACUGGAUCAUCUCGAGUUUAAUCAAGAUGAGUUUAUUGGGAAUUUCAUCAAGUGGUGUUUUGUAAAAGGGGUAUUGAGUCAAGUUGUGGAAACAUUGGUGCAUCAUGAUAGGGUUCGUUAUUUACAGAACCAUGGUGUUGGGAAUGUAUCAAUUGAUGCCUUAUUCGAUUUCAACAAGAGUUCAAGAAACAUAUUAAUCACAGGUAUCAAAUUAUAA